AGCGGCGGGCAAGAUGGCGGCGGCGCCGCGCGCCCUGCGGCGGCUCUGCGGCGCGGCGCUCUUCCUCUCCCAGCUCUACGUGCUGUCGGGCCGUGCAGGAUCUUUGAUGACCACAAAGCACUCACAGACCCAGUCUACGCUUGCAAAAAGUCUAACUUCAACAAGUACAAAUGCUCCCUAUUUUAAAGCAGCAGAAACUACAGAAAUGCCGUUUUAUGUGACUAAAUGUCCUAGCAAUGGACUUUGCAGUAGAUUGCCAGCAGACUGUAUGACAUGUAACACAAAUUUUUCCUGUGUAUAUGGGAAGCCAGUCACUUUUGAUUGCAAAGUUAAGCCACAUGUUCAUUGCGUUGAUCAGAAUAACAACGAGCAGGAGAACUUCACAAUUAACAUGACAUGCCAGUUUUGCUGGCAGCUUGCAGCAACUGAUUAUGUAUGUACCAAUUCUACAAACUGCAUGACAGUUUCUUGUCCACGACAACGAUAUAAUGCCACUUGUACAGUACGGGAUCAUAUUCAUUGUCUAGGUAAUCGUGUCUUUCCUAAGAUGCUCUAUUGCAACUGGACUGGAGGUUAUAAGUGGUCUACUGCCUUGGCACUAAGCAUCACCCUUGGUGGAUUUGGAGCUGAUCGUUUCUAUUUGGGCCAGUGGCGCGAAGGUCUGGGAAAACUCUUCAGCUUUGGUGGACUUGGAAUAUGGACAUUAAUUGAUGUGCUACUAAUUGGUGUUGGGUAUGUGGGACCUGCAGAUGGCUCCCUUUAUAUUUAAAUGUAGAUGUAAUAUGUUUCAGAGAGGAGUAAUCGUUUGGAAAGGGGCAUAAAUAAAAUAAUGUAGAAAUGAAGCCUUUAAGGUAGAAUGAAGAACAACUGUUCUUUUUAUGUGUAUAGAUUUUAAUGUACAGUAUCUGUACUUAGUCUGCCUUUAACUAAGGUAAAAUAAAAGAGUGGAUCACUGAGUAAGUUGAAAUUAAUUUCUUUUGUUUAUGGGCAUGCUAUUUUUCUAUGAAAAAAGUUGUACAGAUAACUGAAUUCCACACUGUUCUUGAACUUGAUCUGUCAAGCACCCAGAGAUGUAAACUGAUUUGAUAUUAUUUACUUUGUAUUUAUAUGUUCAACUACAAAUUUAAAUUCCCUAAAUAUGUCAGUAAUAUAUUCAUAUUUGGAGGAUAAUUUAUUUGCCUAAGCCUAAAUUACCUUAGCAGUAUGUAGAUUGCCAUGCUUUAUGAUAUUAAUUAUGUUAAUCUCUUUGUGGAUAUAGCAAGGUCUGACGUUUGCUUAGUGACUUGUUGACUUAAAAGUGUGGAGGGGUUUUAGAAUUAGAUUGCAGUAACACCGAAAGCUAAAUGUGAAAUAAUUAAAAUACAGUUUAGGAUCAUUCCAAGAUGUCUUUGUUAUGUUUGGGUUUGACCUGGCAUAUUGGUGAAAGCUGCAUUUGUCGUUGUGCUAGCAGACUUGGAAGUUAAUUUCAAAGAAGAGGUCUGGUAUGUAAUGAGUAGCUUAUCCACUUAGGACUUUGUAGGGAGAUACUUCCCUAGUGGAGUAUCACCCUGUAGCAGACUGCAGCGCCGGGAGGAGGAGUGCUGACAGCUGGCUGCCCACCUCGCGGCUCCGCGGCCUCCUGCGGGGGCCUCUUACACUGGGCUUCAACUGCUGCUUGUGUAGCGCUAAGGUGCAGUGAACCUGACAACUAUGACUUGAAUAAACUAAAAAUUGAAGCUUUCAUUGAA
Rhea pennata is the source of this 1727-nucleotide messenger RNA. RefSeq names its product TM2 domain containing 3 (gene TM2D3). The record is from RefSeq and is a predicted model, not a curated record. Lineage: Eukaryota; Metazoa; Chordata; Aves; Rheiformes; Rheidae. The coding region runs from base 14 to 769 and encodes 251 amino acids. The transcript is spliced from 6 exons.